Molecule: messenger RNA, 578 nt
Organism: Parastagonospora nodorum SN15
Lineage: Eukaryota; Fungi; Ascomycota; Dothideomycetes; Pleosporales; Phaeosphaeriaceae
Exons: 2
Coding region: 50-304 (84 amino acids)
Biological process (GO): mRNA splicing, via spliceosome
Cellular component (GO): precatalytic spliceosome; U2 snRNP
Source: RefSeq, a predicted model, not a curated record
ACACAACUUUCCGCUCGCCAAAUCACGCUCCCCAUCGCAUACCACCGCAAUGGCCGACAAACUCCGCGCGCAACAGCAGCUCGAAGCGCAACAGGCGCGCUUCAUCGGUAUCGGCUCCGCAGACACGACCAAGUUCGAAUGGAUGAGCAACAUGCAGCGCGAUAGCAUGAGUUCGUAUAUUGGACACCCGCCGCUGCUGCAGUAUAUGAGCAUUGGGCUGGGACAGCCGAGGGAGGUUACGAGGGUGCAGAUGUUGGAGAGGAUGGUUAGGCCGGUGGGACCGCCGCCUGAGCAACAGGACUGAUGAGGCUUGGAGGACGGUGGAUGGAGGAUAUGAAUCGAUGACGAGCAAGACACACCACGCGCGACAAUCCAGGGCACAUGCGACACCGAGAAGCGCUUCAGAGGGUCGAGACUGUGCGACGAAGGAGUGGGUUGCAAGUGAUCAGGCGCAGAAGUCGCAGUCUGAUGUUGGAAUCAGUGACAUGCAGUGUAUAUUACGUACACGAGGAGUCUUUCUAAGAAAUAUACCCAGGACUUCAGGCAGCACGCGCCGAACAGUGGCAUGCUGAAAGCCU